Molecule: messenger RNA, 522 nt
Organism: Closterium sp. NIES-65
Lineage: Eukaryota; Viridiplantae; Streptophyta; Zygnematophyceae; Desmidiales; Closteriaceae
Source: the annotation of a GenBank genome assembly
AUGCGGCAAGUCUUAGAAAUGAUUUUCGUUUCUUUCAAGUCUGUCUCCGCUGCUGCUUCUCAUCCACUCCACACUCCCCUCUGUGCUUGUGUCUCUGCUGUGUUCGCUGCUGUGGUGCCGUGCCGGUGUGUGCCUCCUGCACUGAGAUCCAAGGACACAGCAACAGCCAUGCCAAGGGGUGGUGCUUCUCUAAAAGUCUCCAAGGGCACAGCAGCUGUCAUGCCACGAGAUGGUGAAGAGGUGCUUCUCAGAGAGGAGGUGCUGUGCGAGAUGGUGCUGUGCGAGAUGGUGCUGUGCGAGAUGGUUCUGUGCGAGAUGGUGCUGUGCGAGAUGGUGCUGUGCGAGAUGGUGCUGUGCGAGAUGGCGCUGUGCGAGAUGGCGCUGUGCGAGAUGGCGCUGUGCGAGAUGGCGCUGUGCGAGACCAAGGGCACAGCAGCAGUCAUGCCAAGGGAUGGUGCUUCUCAGAGAGGUGCUGCACGAGUUAGCAUCCUCACCCUAUGGCUCGCCAUGGCAGUACGGUAA